This is a messenger RNA of Nymphalis io (European peacock), 1572 nucleotides long. RefSeq names its product organic cation transporter protein-like. NCBI's taxonomy places the organism in Eukaryota, Metazoa, Arthropoda, Insecta, Lepidoptera, Nymphalidae. The coding region runs from base 1 to 1572 and encodes 523 amino acids. The transcript has 8 exons. Gene Ontology annotation, biological process: transmembrane transport. Gene Ontology annotation, cellular component: membrane. The record is from RefSeq and is a predicted model, not a curated record. Gene Ontology annotation, molecular function: transmembrane transporter activity.
AUGCGAAACGUCAUCAUUUCUGGUGACAAUUGUGACGCUGAUAACCUUACAUUCAAAGUUAUUGGGGAAUUCGGGAAAUGGCAGUUUUGGAUAAGUAUAUAUAUGGCUAUGUUAAAAUUGCCGCUCGCUUGGUAUCAAUUAAAUAUUAUAUUCAUGGCGCCUCCGCAACAAUUUUGGUGCGCAAAACCAGAACCAUUUGCUAAGUGGAAAGAUGAAGAUUGGCGACAAAUUUGUUCGCCAAAAAAUGAAGAGCAUCCAUGUUUGAUUUUUGAUCCGGAAAUUUUGGUAAUCGAGCCAAAUAUAGAUAGAUCGUUUAUACCAUUGAUUCCAUGUCCUCGUUUUGUUUACGAUAACACUGUCUUUAAUCGGACUAUCACAACAGAUUGGAAUUUAGUAUGUUCUAAGCAUUGGCUCAUACAUUUCACUCAAUGUGUAAUGAUGUGGGGCGUUUUAGUGGGUGGCCUUAUUUUUGGUGUAGUAGCUGACAAAUAUGGUCGUAAAUUGCCACUUAUGAUUGGAAUUACAAUGCAGUGCAUCAUAAGUUUUAUCUGUAGUAUAACGACAUCGUAUUGGAUCUUUAUAAUUAACUGGUUUAUUUUAGCUGUGGCUUCUGGUGGUAUAGGAAUUAUAUCGUUUGUUAUAAGUAUGGAGAUUGUCGGUGGUAAAUGGAGAACAAUAAUGCCUAUCGUAUACCAGUUGCCAUUCGGAUGCGGAAAUACAGUAAUGGCUAUCUUAGCUUACUGGCUCAGAGACUGGAGGAAACUUGAAUUUGCUUUAGCAUCCCUUUCCUCCAUUUUUUUGAUAUAUUGGUUUUUAAUACCUGAGUCGCCAAGAUGGCUUCUAGCUACUGGUCGAAAUAAAAAAGCUUUAGAGGUUCUAGAAAAAGCAGCUAAACAAAACAAUAGAGAAAAAUACUAUGAAGCUGUUUUGCAAAAUAUAACAAUUUGCAAAACACGAAAUCACAAUGAUCCAGGAUUUAUAGCAUUUUUGAAAUCUGAAGAUAUGAGAUUAAAAACUUUACUUUUGUCUUUAAAUUGGUUCUUCACCGGAUUAGCGUUUUAUACAUUUUCACAAUAUCUAGGAUUAAUUGGCGGGAACAUUUUUUUAGCAGUCGCAAUGAGUGGAUUUAUUUAUGUCGUCGGAGGAAUAACUUGUAUAUUCAUUAUCACUAAAGCUGGAAGAAAAACGACUAUCUGGAUAUAUCAAGUUCUUACAUGCUUUUGUUUUAUUUUUAUAAUAAUAAUUCCAAGGGAUUAUUACGCAAACAAUUGGCCGAGAUUGUUAUUUGCAGGAUUAGGAUUUGCAGGUUUAGCGGGUACUGUACCAGCGUUGUAUUUGUACACGGGGGAAUUAUAUCCGACUCUAGGGCGUAAUGCAGGUGUGGCCGGUGUUACAACUUUCGCUCGUAUUGCGUCUAUGGUCGCCCCCGCUGUUGUGAGCUUAGAUGACAUAAGAUCUGAUCUUCCACUUAUCCUACUGGCAAUGGUGUCGUUUGCCCAAUUGUUAUUACUUGCCCCUUUGCCAGAAACAAAAGAUAGACCGCUUCCUGACACUCUAGAGCAAGCUGAAUAA